Messenger RNA from Colletotrichum karsti, 636 nucleotides. RefSeq lists its product as uncharacterized. Gene Ontology annotation, molecular function: GTPase activity; GTP binding. The record is from RefSeq and is a predicted model, not a curated record. The coding region runs from base 1 to 636 and encodes 211 amino acids. NCBI's taxonomy places the organism in Eukaryota, Fungi, Ascomycota, Sordariomycetes, Glomerellales, Glomerellaceae. The transcript is spliced from 6 exons.
AUGGCGUCCGGCGCAGGCGGGUCUUACAACAACCCACUCAAGAAGUUCAAGCUUGUCUUCUUGGGCGAGCAGAGUGUGGGAAAGACAUCCCUCAUCACUCGAUUCAUGUACGACUCCUUCGACAACAUGUACCAGGCGACUAUCGGCAUCGACUUUCUCUCCAAGGCAAGCUUUUUUCGGGCCGCUGCGUGGGAUUUGCCCUUUCUGACUGAUGGUAGACCAUGUACCUUGAGGACCGGACGUUUGAUCCCGUCGUAUAUCCGGGACUCCAGCGUGGCGGUCGUCGUCUACGACAUCUCGAAUGCGAAAUCUUUCCAGAACACCAAGAAGUGGAUCGACGACGUGCGCGCCGAGAGAGGAAACGACGUUAUCAUUGUUCUCGUAGGCAACAAGACCGACUUGAACGACAAGAGGGAGGUGACGACGCAGCAGGGAGAAGACGAGGCCAAGAAGAACAACCUCAUGUUCGUGGAGACCAGUGCAAAGUUGGGACACAACGUCAAGACCUUGUUCAAGAGAAUAGCCCAGGCGUUGCCUGGCAUGGAAGGAACCGAUGCUGCCCAGCAGGCCUCAAGCCAAAUGAUUGAUGUGAAGACGACCCCCGCCGCAUCCUCGCAAGAGGGCUGCGCGUGCUAG